Rubroshorea leprosula is the source of this 4536-nucleotide messenger RNA. Lineage: Eukaryota; Viridiplantae; Streptophyta; Magnoliopsida; Malvales; Dipterocarpaceae. The record is from the annotation of a GenBank genome assembly.
GCUUCAAGGCAGAGUUCAUUUUCAGGAGAUCUGGUCUGUAUUACUAAAUUCCCACAAACCCUGAAAAAAUGGAAGCUCUAACAUCCGGUCUUGCUGAAGAGAUGGCCUCCCCUCUCUCCAGUUUUAUUUAUGAUCCAUCGUCCGCGUCGGAGGUUCUCAACUUUGCCGGGAAAAAGCAGUUUUCGUCCCAACUCAACAUGUGGGAGACUCUUCUGCCCGAAACCAAUCCCCUGCCCCCUGACGCACAACAAAACCACACCGCCAGUCCUGACCUCAAACUCUGCCUCUCCGAUUUAACAGACCUUGCUUACGAUACUGAAGACGUCAUUGAUGAAAUUAAGACCGAGGUCCAGCGCCGGAGAAUACUAGGACACACCCAAUCUGGCACCACCAGCAAGCUACGCUUCUUAUUUCCCCCAUGUUGUGCUGGUUUCAAUUCAAGUGGCAUUAAGUUUAGUGAGCGGCUGGGGCCAAAGAUAGAAGAUAUCACUACUAGAUUUCAACAGAUUCUUGAGCAAAAGAAUGUUUUGAAGUCGGGGGAGAGAGGUGGCCGAGGGAAAUUGGAGACAAAAAGGGAGAGGCUGCGCUCCGUUUCUUCUCUUGAUGAUAAAUCUCGGGUUUUUGGCAGGGAACAGGAUAAACAAGUCAUUCUUGAACGGUUAAUGGAUGGUAAAACUGGUGUGAUUUCAAUUGUCGGAAUGGGUGGUGUGGGCAAAACCACGCUUGCUCAGUUAGUUUACAACGAUGAUAAAAUUGAGAACCAUUUUGAGUUGAGAGUUUGGGUUUGUGUCUCUACGGAAUUUGAUGUUACUAGAGUGACUAGGACUCUGCUGCAGGGUGUUACUUCGGAGAGUCUCGAUUCCAAGGACUUCAAUUCGCUUCAAGUGAAGCUAAAGGAGAUUCUUUCUGGAAAGAAGUUUCUGAUUGUUUUGGAUGAUGUUUGGAAUGAGAACUACGAGCAAUGGGAGGUUCUGCGCACACCCUUGGUGGCAGGAGCACCUGGGAGUAAAGUACUUGUAACCACUCGAAAUGAAAGGGUUGCAUCCAUCAUGACCACAUAUCCGGUAUACCAUCUGCCGGUGUUGUCUGAUGAUGCUUGCGUUUUUUUGUUUGUCACACAUGCUCUUGGUGCUAGUAAUUUUGAUGAACACCCGAAGCUAAAAGGAAUUGGGGAGCUUUCUAUUACUGGAUUGGAAAAUGUGGUGAAUGUUCGAGAUGCUGGGGAUGCUAAUCUAAUGCACAAGCAUGGUAUUGAUGGCUUAUGUUUGAAAUGGAGUAGUGAGUUCCUUGAUCACCGAAAGGAAGAAGGCAAAAUGCUUGUUCUUGAUAUGCUAAAACCUCAUAAGAAUCUGAAAGAACUUACAAUUUCAUUUUAUGGUGGUAAAAGAUUUCCAUCUUGGUUAGGAGAUCCCUCAUUCACUGAGAUUGUGCACAUGAGCCUCAAUAACUGCAGUAAAAGCAUGUCACUUCCAUCACUUGGGAGACUGCCAUCAUUGAAGAAGUUGUUCAUCCGAGGCAUGAAUGGAGUCAAGAAGGUGGGUCUUGAGUUUUAUGGUGAUGGUUUGCCUUCUACUAAGAGGUUUCUGUCCUUGGAAAUUCUGUGGUUUCAGAAUAUGUUAGAAUGGGAACAUUGGUCUUCCACUCAUAAAGGUGAUGAAGAUUUAGCUGAUGAAUUUCCUUCUCUUCAUGAGCUCACGAUAAAAGAUUGUCCAAAGCUGACUGGGGACUUACCAAGAUGCCUUCCUUCCCUUGUGAAGCUUAUCAUUAGUCACUGCCCAAAGUUGGAGGGUUCACUUGUGAGCCUCCCCUCCCUUUGCGAAUUAAAUAUUGAAGACUGCAACAAGGAGCAACUGAAAAAUUUUGUUCACCUUACUUCCAUAAUAACACUGAGAAUCCGAAGUAUUAGGGACCUUGCAUGUCUGCCGCAAGAGAUGCUAGAGUCUCUAGGUGCACUUCAAACCCUUGAUGUUUCCAAUUGCACUGAACUGACAUCUCUGUGGCAAAAGGGUACCAGACUGAAAAACAUUGUUUCUCUUGAGCAUCUAAAAAUUAAGGGCUGCUCCAAAUUUGUGUCUCUCAUAGAAAAUGAGCAAGGUCUUUAUAGUAGUUUAGAAGAUAAUGAGUUGAUCAACUAUGGCAACUUGGAGAAACUGACUCUCAAAAGUUUGCAAAUUGAAUCAUGCCCGAAACUUGUAUCCUUUCUUGAGACAGGUUGCUUGUCCACACUUAAACAUCUUAAGCUCAAAGAUUGCGCAGCUCUUAAGAACCUAUUUGAUUGGCAGACGAUACCUAAUUGCAGGACUAGUGAUUAUUUUCUUGAAGACUUGGAGAUUGAGGAAUGUCCUUUCCUCACACACCUUCCAAGAGGUAACAGGUUGCAAAGGUUGAAAAUCCGAGGUUGUACAUAUUUGCAGUCUCUACCAGAGGGAAUCAUGCAGAACAAUAACAGCACACACAUGUGGGAUCUUAAGAUCUUGGAGAUUGAUGAUUGUCCAUCUCUAGUGUGCUUUCCUGAAGGCAUAUUACCAUUUAGUCUUAAAACACUGAAAAUUUGUGAUUGCUCAAAUCUAGAACCAUUUUCAGAGCGGCUGCUGCACAACAAUGCAUCACUUGAAUACAUCUAUAUGCGGAACUACACAACUCUCAGAAGUUUGCCAGAAUGCCUGUGUAGCCUCACACAUCUGACUGAGUUAAUUAUAAGUAAUUGUCCAGCUUUAAUCUCCUUUCCAGAGACAGGCCUCUCACCCACUUUGAAAACCUUAGAAAUCUACAGUUGUGCCAAUCUCAAAUCUCUACCUGAGAGGAUGCAAAAUCUUGCUUCUCUUCAAUAUCUGACAGUUUGCAACUGUCCAUGUCUUGUGUCAUUUCCCAAAGGGGGUUUGUCCCCUCAACUAUUGGUACUGGAGGUCUGGGAUUGCAUAAAUUUGAAGGAGCCAAUGUCAGAGUGGAACCUACACUCUCUAGCCUCUCUUAAAGAGCUCAUCAUUGUUGGUGCACCGGAUACAGCUUCCUUCCCAGAUGAAAAGUGUCUGCUUCCUACAACUCUCACUUCUAUAGUCAUUUCUAGACUCAACAGUCUGGAAUCUCUAUCCACGGAACUGCAAAACCUUACCUCUCUUGAAGAGCUAGAAGUCAGCAAUUGUCCAAAGCUUCGAGAGUUGCCAAGGGAAAGAAUGCCUGCAAAACUUGGAAAACUUUGUAUCAGAAACUGUCAACUUCUACAACAACGCUUAAAGAAGAAAGGGGCAUAUUGGCAGUUGAGAGCCCGCAUCCCUUGCAUAGAAAUAGAAUGGAGGCUGGUCGUGAUGGAUUCAGGGAGGAGGAGAACUGGGGAGCCCUUUACCUUUUCUCAUUGCUACUAUUUAAAUACAUUUUCUCCGUCAAACUUGGUAUUACAGCAUGCUACAUACAGAGGAAAUAAAACACAUUUUAGCUUGAAUGCUGUUUUGUGGUCCAUCUAUACUUGUAUUCGAGAUCCCAUGCAAGUUGCCCAAUUAAUGUCUACAUUGCUAUACCCUGCCGAUACCAUUAUACUAUGCUAAACAAGAACUUUGAACUCGACAAGAGGGGAGAUUUGUUGGUGACAGUUGAGAGUUAUGCCAUUGUUGUUAAACUAGGUACGAUCAGUUUCCAGUUUGUAAAUCUCAUCUUAAGUCCUUCAGGCCUCCAUUCACUUCUAGUUAAUGUAACCUCAUGCUUCUCCAGCUUUCAACAUCUCAUUUGCGAUCUGUUGCUGUUGGCAUUUUCCUGUGUGCUGUUUUGUUUGUUGUUGUUGGAAUGCAAGUCUGGAGAAAGUUUGGGGGAAACAUAUAAUGCAUGUUUGGCAGCUUAAAACUAGAGGACCACUUGUUAGGGAAUUGGUAAGUCAUCUUCAUCUCCCUAAAAUAUCAUUUGGAACUUUCAAAUGCUAUAUUACUCCUUUUUUUUUCCCUGGCAGCAAUAAAAACUGCUUGCUUGGCAGUUGGGUCUUCCCUCUGGUUCCACAGACGAAUGAAUGUUUGGACUGGAUGAGAGAAACUCAUCCAAAACUUGUAAAUAGAGAGUAACUAUCUCCUCGGCCACCUGCUGUCUUUUUUAGGCCAAGAGUUCCAACAAGAACCAAAGCAAUGCGUAUUCUCGGCAUUGUAAUUCUUUAAAGUGUCUCAGAGCGGGGCUGGCAUCCAAGCACUGGCAGCAUCUUCCUUGAGCUAGAGGAUUUCCAACUUCUGAACAUUGGAUGACGCUCAUUGGUUCACAGUGGGCAGAAGCAACCAUUUGUACACAUACUAGGUACUUGUAUCAGCAAAUAAACUGUACAGUUGAUUUGUUCGAGAGAGCUACAAGAUUGGAUAAUCCUUACCUCUCUAGGGACGUUCUUCUACCUAACUUUAUGCUUACAUCAUAGGAGUUUGGAGGAAAGAACUCUGCAGUUUCGACACAUUCCCUGAGUUCUGUAGGCUCUGUUUAUUGUCAUUUAGAGCCAAAUAGAUUUUAUCUCUGUUAUUUUUUAAACAGUCUAUAGUAUUUAAUCAUGGCAUAUAAAUUUCAAUUUCUUCA